UUGUUGUGAAAGAUUGUUAAAUGUGUUUGUUAUUUUACUGAAGUUUUACGUUCGGGUGUACACGAGGUGUUUAAUAUGGCCGACGACAGUAUGAGUGAUGAUGUCUUCGAAGACGAAGCAAUAACACUUACGCCAUCUAGGAUUCCGGCGACCAGUCAAUAUGGCAAGGGUACGAAUCCGUCACCGACCGGUUAUCCGGGAUACGAACCGCCUGCCGAACUGGUUCGGCACCUGGCUGAAAGGACUAGUGGUGAGCUGAGUGCAGAACCGAAAAAAUAUUCUUUGACUGAGGAGGAACAUAAAGUGCAUAAGACAAUACUAUUAGGAGACAGUGGCGUAGGCAAAACUUCUUUACUAGUACAAUUCGAUACUGGAAAGUUCCAACAAGGAACCUUCAGUGCAACAGUUGGAAUCGGAUUCACGAAUAAAAUAGUUCUAGUGGACCAGUCCAGGGUCAAACUGCAAAUUUGGGACACUGCCGGUCAGGAAAGGUUUCGCAGUGUGACCCAUGCCUACUACCGAGACGCCCACGCUUUGCUGUUGUUAUAUGACGUCACGAACAAGACGAGCUUUGACAACAUUCGGGCCUGGCUCGGGGAAAUUCGGGAAUAUGCGCAGGACGACGUUGUUAUCAUGUUAAUAGGUAAUAAGGCUGAUUGUGGUCCUGAAAGACAAGUAAAGAAAGAAGAAGGUGAACGAUUGGCAAGAGAAUACAAUGUUACAUUUAUGGAGACUUCUGCCAAAACUGGAGUCAACGUGGAGUUGGCAUUUUUGGCAAUAGCUAGGGAAUUGAAAUAUAGAAAAAACGAGUCUACUGAUCCUGAAAAUCCACGAUUCAACGUACAAGACUAUGUCAGGGAGCAAACGCAGAAAGUUUCAUGUCCUCCUUGCAAUAAUUAA
This is a messenger RNA of Ctenocephalides felis (cat flea), 900 nucleotides long. Its product is annotated as ras-related protein Rab-37-like. The record is from RefSeq and is a predicted model, not a curated record. Gene Ontology annotation, molecular function: GTP binding; GTPase activity. NCBI's taxonomy places the organism in Eukaryota, Metazoa, Arthropoda, Insecta, Siphonaptera, Pulicidae. Bases 76 to 900 code for a protein of 274 amino acids. Gene Ontology annotation, cellular component: Golgi apparatus; endosome. The transcript has 7 exons.